Messenger RNA from Rubroshorea leprosula, 1893 nucleotides. The record is from the annotation of a GenBank genome assembly. Lineage: Eukaryota; Viridiplantae; Streptophyta; Magnoliopsida; Malvales; Dipterocarpaceae.
AGAGGUAAAGAAAUUAUGUUGUCUGACACAGGUAAAGAAAUUAUGUUCAUUGCCUAUUUUCAAAAAAAAAAAAGAAAAGUAAAGAAAUUAUGAUGUCUGACGCAUAGACAGCGGUAUCUGAUUCAUUGUACCAUAAAAUCCUUCAAAUCCCAAACCAAAGCAGCCAAUGGAAACGAAGUCUCAUUUUCUAAGUAUUUGUUUUUGAUAAUCCCCAUUUUUUUUUUCUCUCUUUCUUUUUUUUUUGGUACAACAUUUUCUCUGUUUUGAUGAUGCGUCGCGCUUCCGCAAAGAAAACGGGUCAACCCAAUCCCAUUCCUUUUUCGCACACGGAUCUCUUUCGCUCAGGUUAAUUUCAUUUCAUUCUGCUUCUUCUUCCUUGUUUCAUGAUUUUUUUUUUUGGUGAAAUCCUUGUUUCAUGGUUGCCUUCCUCUUGAUUAUCAUCUAGACUCGAUGAUAUUAAAAAAAUUCAGCUAAUUCAAGUAGUGCUAUUUGAUAGCUGUUUAUUUAUGAUUUAUUUAACUUUGAUUUUAAGAUACUGCCAGAAUUGCGUAUAACUACAAUCAUUACUGGAAGUGAAUAGCAUUUAUUUAGCGCAAAAGUGGUUCUUGUGUGCACAAUCGGUGCCUGUAGACCUAUUUUUUCGUUGAAAGUUUCUUAAUUUUUUGAUGGGUUUGUUGAAUUCUGUUCAUGAUGAUUGAUGAAUUGAGCGAAUUGCACUCUACCCACUUUUUUUUUUUUUCUUUUUCUCAUUGUUUUACCAGGUGAUCUAAGUCUACUAAAUUAAAUAUUUAUUGGGAUCUGUUUUUCUUUUUCUUUUUCUUUUUUUUUUUCAGCCUCAAGUAAAGCAUCUUCAAAAGAGAUGGAACGGAUUGAUAAUCUAUUUUAUUCAUAUUGCAAUAGAUCAUCUGGUAUGAUCGACCCAGAAGGAAUUGAAACUUUGUGUUCGGAUAUGGAAGUCCAUCAUACUGAUGUUAGAAUCUUGAUGCUUGCUUGGAAAAUGAAAGCAGAAAAACAGGGCUACUUCACCCUGGAGGAGUGGCGAAGAGGCUUGAAAGCACUUAGAGCUGACACUGUGAGUAAAUUAAAAAAGGCCCUUCCAGAGCUAGAGAAAGAGGUUAGAAGACCAACAAACUUUCUGGAUUUGUAUUCCUAUUCAUUUCGAUAUUGCUUGACAGAGGAGAAACAAAAGAGCAUAGACAUAGAGAGCAUAUGUCAACUACUGGACCUUGUUUUGGGAUCCCAAUUCCGUGCACAAGUUGACUAUCUUAUUGAGUAUUUAAAGAUUCAGAGUGAUUAUAAGGUCAUAAACAUGGAUCAGUGGUUGGGCUUUUACCGGUUUUGCAAUGAGAUAAGUUUCCCGGACUUCAGCGGUUACGAUCCAGAACUUGCAUGGCCGUUGAUCCUGGACAAUUUUGUAGAAUGGAUGCGGGCAAAGCAGACCUAAAACCAUAUUAUGUUAUGUCCAACUUCAUCCUCAGCUGUAAACAACAUCUUUAAUGAAGAAGGUGCUUAUGUUACACCUUCCUGGUGUCUUCUAUCCAAAGGUUCAAGCUUUAAAAAGCAUGAGCAUUGUUUUUAGUUUCUAUAGCUUCAGAAGCACUCCAAUCCAAUCUCCAAAUUUAUUAUGAAUUUUUCCUUUGCAGGGAUAUUGAAAGUACACAAUCAUGCAUCUCUACCAAGGUUUCUUUUCUUUCUAUUUAUAAUUUUUCCAUUUCAACCAUUAUAUUUACUACCAUUAUAUCAUAUACUGUCCUAGAAUUAUUUUUAUAAUAUCUUGUAUUGUAUUGUAUUGCGUUAUGUUGACAAAAACCUGUUUAUAUCUGAUUAAGACCGCUGGGACAGCCCAGUGAUCAUCUUUGAUUUGUUUUACAAUUCAACCAUAUUUUCCCGCAA